AUGUUAACAUUUGCUCGACAUACGAAAAAUCUUUUCUUGACUGAAAAAUUUGUUCAGUUUAUUAAACCAGCACAAGCUUUUCUUUCUCAUGCACAAAAGUUCUCCGUUUCAUCAAGUGCUCAAAUGGGUUUUAAAUCAUCUUCAACAAAGAAAUUCGUUGCUUGUGCUUGGACUGGUGUUAAUAAUGAAAUACAUACAUUCCGCGCUCAUGAUCGAUCGCAUCCCGAUUCAUUCAAAAUCUAUCAAGAAUUGAAUAGAUUGACCAACGAACUAAUUCAACAUGGCUAUAAACCUGAUGGUUCAUGGAUUGUACGAGACAUCGGUGAAAAUGAUACAGUUCAAUCGAUCUUAUCAGAACAUUGUGAACGAUUAGCAAUUGUGUACAAUUUAAUUCAAAAUCCAACACCAACUAAAAUUCAAGUGGCUACAAAUCUACGAAUGUGUAUUGAUUGUCAUACGGCUACGAAACUAAUCGCAAAAGUUCGCAAAUGUGAGAUCAAGAUGAUAUAUCUAGCGCGGUUUCCUUUCCAUCGUUACCUAUCUAGUUUCACUGACUUAGGCUCUCAGAUGAAGAGGCUCAAUGAUACUAAUCAGUUUAAAAAGGCUCUCAGUUUAUAUCAAAAGGAAAUUGAGAAAACGAACAAGCCAGCAUCUAGUUUAGUAAUAAAUCAAGCUCUAAAAGCUUGCGUUGAACUUUCCGAUAUAAAACACGGAAAAGAUAUACAUAAAAAUCUCUCAUCUUAUCUCUCAAACAAUUCCUUCAUUCAAAUCAAUCUAAUCCGUCUAUAUAUGAAAUGUGGCGAAUAUGAAACAAGUUUAGACAUUUUCAAGAAUAGUAGAAAUAGGACAACACAAAUGUUUAAUUACAUUCUCGAUGGUCUUGUGAAUAAUCAUCGUUAUGACAUUGCAUCGAAGCUUUUCCAAGCACAGAACACAAUGGUGAAUGAAUAUACGUUUAGUAUGUUAUUCAAAGCUUGUACAAAUAGUUGCGAUCAACAAUCAUUGAACUUCAGCAAAAUGAUUUUUAAUCAAAUGCCAAAGAAAUUCAGCAAGAAUGAAGUAGUGACAACAUGUGCUUUGGAAAUGUUUGCCAAAUCUGGUGAUAUUUAUAAAGCAGAAGAGAUCUUUCAUCAAGUUUCGAAGAAAAACCCGAUCGUUUUUAGUGCAAUGAUGAAUGGUAAGCAGAUUGAUACAAUUUCUGUUGGUCAGUCAUUAACUGGCGUCGAUUUUGCAGGUUUUGUUUCGAAUAAACUGGAACAAAAAGCGAUUGACCUAUUUUUUCAAAUUGAUCAACCUGAUGAAAUCAUCUUGACAAUAUUUUUCAAUGCCUGUGCCCAAUCGAAAACUGAUCAUGCAUUGAGCUUAGGAAAGAAAGUCUUCAGACAGUUGGACCCAAAACUAAAACAAUCAAACAGUUUACUCUAUUCGGUUUUGAAUAUGUUUGUCAAAUGUAACGAUAUUUCAAAUGCGGAAUCAUUGUUUAAUCGAAUCAAACGAGAUGUUAUUUCUUAUGGAUCGAUGAUGAAGCUCUACAAUGUGCAAAAGCAACCGGAGAAGACUUGUGCUUUAUAUCAUAGAAUGAAAAUUGAUGGUUUACGUCCGAAUGAAUUUAUUUUCACUUUAGCUAUCGAUGCAUUCUCGAGAAUAGGUGAUAUUACGCUGGCGGAGUCGUUAAUUGAUGAAAUUCCUAAAGAUUUGCAAUUAAACCCAUGGAUUCAAAUUGGGUUGGUUGAUUUGUGGGGUAAAAUCGGUUGUCCAGAUAAAAGCAAAGAAAUAUUUGAUUUAAUUGAACAUCCUAACAACGUUGCAUAUGCAACUAUGAUUAAUAGUUUUGGUCUAAAUGGAAUGGGCUUAGAAGCAAUUGAAUUAUUCAAGAAAACUCCUGUGAAUUUAUUGGAUAAUGUCACAUAUAUAUGUGUUUUGAAUGCUUGUUCUCAUUCGGGCUUUGUUAAACAAGCUGAGAAAAUUUUCGAAGAAAUUCCCAUGAAUCAACGCACUGAACACGUUUAUACUGCUAUGAUCGAUGUUGUCAGCCGAGUGUUCCUUUUUGACCGUGCGCAAAUGUUACUCAAUGAAUACGAGAACAAACCAAACAGUCCUUCUCUUCCUAUGUAUAUGUCAUUAUUGUCAUCUGCUCGAAAUGCAAAAAACUUAUCAUUGGUAGACGAAAUAUAUCGUCGUAUGAAAUUCAAUUUUGGCCAUGAUGACAAUUCUCUCAUAUCAGCUAAAGUUCUUCUUGCCAAUGCACAUGCUUCAGCUGGAGAUCUUUCAACGUCAUCAGAUAUUCGAACGGAAAUCAAUCUGUCUGAAAAGAAAAAGGUUAUUGGCUGUUCAUGGACUGUCGUUGAUAAGAAGAUACAUGUAUUUCACGCUCAUGACAAAUCACACCCGGAUUCGUCAAGAAUCUAUGAAGAAUUGAAUCGAUUAACAAAUGAACUAAUUCGACAUGGUUAUAAACCUGAUGGCUAUUGGGUAACACGAGAAAUGGACGAAAAUGAAACAGUUCAAUCAGUUCUCUCGGGACAUAGUGAACGAUUGGCAAUUGUGUACAAUUUAAUUCAACGUCCGACACCAACACGCAUUCAAAUCGUAAAAAAUCUACGUAUUUGCGGAGAUUGUCAUAACGCUACGAAACUAAUCGCAAAAAUUCAUCAAUGCACCAUUAUUGUCCGCGAUGUAAAUCGAAUACAUCAUUUCUUUCCAAAUGGUAAAUGUUCAUGUAAAGAUAAUUUUUAA
This is a messenger RNA of Adineta ricciae, 2736 nucleotides long. The record is from the annotation of a GenBank genome assembly. Lineage: Eukaryota; Metazoa; Rotifera; Eurotatoria; Adinetida; Adinetidae.